Eupeodes corollae is the source of this 3831-nucleotide messenger RNA. It is a transcript of the gene hts, whose product is annotated as protein hu-li tai shao. Gene Ontology annotation, molecular function: actin filament binding. The transcript has 11 exons. The record is from RefSeq and is a predicted model, not a curated record. NCBI's taxonomy places the organism in Eukaryota, Metazoa, Arthropoda, Insecta, Diptera, Syrphidae. The coding region runs from base 236 to 2449 and encodes 737 amino acids. Gene Ontology annotation, cellular component: postsynaptic density; cytoskeleton; plasma membrane.
UCAUCUGUCUUACAUGGAUCAGUUUGAUCGGGAUGAACAAUUUAAUGAAUAAAAGUAGAAUUAUUAAAUUAAAUCUUAAUUUUUAAACUUUUUAAACUACUAUACAAAGUUGUUUGGAUUCAACUUAACUUAACUAAUUAUAUCCUACCCUAAUUGAAAGUGUAAAAUAUCGAAAAGUAAAAUACUAAAACAUAAGUCGGUUUACGAAUUCGAAUCCAUAGGAUAAUUAUCAAAAAUGACCGAAGUUGAACAAACAUCUCAAAACGGUAUAGAAUUAAUGGUGGAGGAAGAUGCAAACAAUAAAGCCAGGCCGGCUGACAUCGAGCAGGAUAUGCGGGAAAUGGAACGACGCAAGCGGGUAGAAGCUAUUAUGGGUUCGAAAUUAUUUCGAGAAGAAUUGGAACGUAUUGUUGACAGUCAAAUUCGAGAAGGUGGAUCGUCGGGUAUCCUUCAGCAACUGUCUGAUAUUGUUGGUAUUCCAACUUCUCGAGUUGGAAGCGGUUUUAAAAGUUCCAACUGCGUUUUACCAAUAAAUGAUAUUCGAGGUAUCGAAGCAAUGGGCUACUCGAAAGGUGAGAAAAUACUGAGGUGUAAGUUAGGAGCUACCUUUCGCCUGCUAGAUAUCUACGGUUGGACAAAAGGUUUAGGCGCUCAGAUCACUGCUCGGCUUAAGGUCGAUCAAGAACUUUUUCUGGUUAAUCCAUUUGGCCUUCUGUUCCAUGAAGUAACUGCCUCCUCGCUUAACAAAGUCGAUAUGCAAGGCAAUGUUGUAGAGCAGGGAACAACUAAUUUUGGCGUUGAUAAAAACCAUUUUAUAUUGCACUCUGUCGUCCAUGCUGCCCGCCCAGAUAUCCGUUGUGCCAUUUAUAUCGGUUGCAAUUCAGUUGUUGCUGUAUCAUCACUCAGAGUCAGUUUGUUGCCAUUGACAUAUGAUUCUGUAGUCCUCGGUGAGAUAUCCUCACAUCCUUAUACCGGUUACCUAUCAGACGCUGAAGAACGGGAAAAACUUGUUCGUAGCUUAGGUCCCGUUUCAAAAGUAUUGCUGCUUACGAAUUACGGAGCUCUUUGCUGUGGGGAAACUAUUGAAGAAGCAUUUUUCGCUGCCCAGCACAUUGUACAAGCUUGUGAGACUCAAUUGAAACUGUUACCUAUGGGUAUUGAAAACUUAGUCAUGAUUCCUGAGGAAUCCCGAAAAGCAAUCUACGAUGCAGCUCGUCGACCACCUGAAGACAUUAUUGCUGCCUUCGAAAAGAAAACGGCUCUUAUUUCAGCUGCUUCCGAAGAUGCAUCAACUGCAGAUGAAUCGCAAUUGGAAAAUAACAAAGAUACGAGCCAGAAGCUAUUGCAGCAGCCGAAAUGGCGUGUCGGAGGUGCAGAAUUUGAAGCUUUAAUGCGAAUGUUGGAUAAUGCUGGCUUUCGGACUGGUUAUAUUUAUCGCCAUCCGUUGAUUAAAUCGGAAUUGCCUAAACCAAGAAAUGAUGUUGAACUUCCACCAGCUGUAUCUUCUUUAGGUUAUUUACUUGAAGAAGAAGAACUUUAUCGUCAAGGAAUUUGGAAAAAAGGUGAAUGGCGUAAGGGAGGCGACCGAAGCCGAUGGCUCAAUUCGCCAAAUGUUUACCAAAAGGUUGAGGUCUUGGAAACUGGAACGCCCGACCCGAAGAAGAUAACAAAGUGGGUAGCUGAAGGUUCUCCAACACAUUCCACUCCAGUGAAGAUUGAAGGUGCUCUACAGUUUGUACCAACUGGGACUAAUUCGAAAGAAUUCAAAAAGGUGCAACAACAGAUUAAAGACAACCGUCGUGCAGAUAAAAUAUCCGCUGGCCCACAAUCCCAUAUUUUGGAAGGUGUUACAUGGGAUGAAGCUAAUCGCAUCAAAGAUGCAACAGUUUCUUCGGCUGGAGAUCAUGUUGUUUUAAUGGGUGCUGCAUCAAAGGGAAUUAUUCAACGUGGCUUCCAACACAACGCUACCGUUUAUAAGGCACCAUACGCUAAAAAUCCAUUCGAUAAUGUCACGGAUGAUGAACUCAACGAAUAUAAGAGAACUGUAGAAAAGAAAAAAAAUAUUCAUGGCGAAUAUACUGACACUGACUUCUCAGAGUCAGAAGCUAUUAGUUCCGUUCAAGCUUCUGGUGCACAAAAACAACCGUCUAUGAAAGCUGCCGUAUUAAGCCAAUCAGAAAAUGAAGACGCUUCAGAGCACCAAGUUAUGAGCAUAGAAACAAAGCAAGCUCCAGUCCCUAGCCAACCCGAAGUAGUAUUAAGUGAUGGCGAAAAUAUACAAAAUGGAGACCAUUCUGAAGCUCACUUGAGUACAUUUUCUCAUAGCAGUAAAGAGUUCCAGGAUAUUUCAAUAGAUGAUUCUCCGAAGAAAGACAAGAAAAAGAAAAAAGGACUCAGGACACCAUCUUUCUUGAAAAAGAAAAAGGAGAAAAAGAAGGUCGAAGCUUAAAGUUGACAUCCAUAAAGGCAUCUAUUCAUGGUUAUGAAUGCAAAAAUAUAUUUAAAAAAACACACACAUUUUUAAUAAUUAAACAUUGAUAUUAUGAUAUGACACACAAGCAAAACACCGAAUUCAAAAACGGUUGAGUACGAUAACUAAAUAUCCAAAAAAUACUAUUUGAUUUUUGUAGAACUAUAAUGGCGGGUUGGUCAAUUUUUUAAAUUAAUAUAUUUAAAAUGGAUGCAAUUAUUUUAAAACAAUACUUAUUUUUUAGGCUUAAGUCUGUUUUAUUAUGUAUGUAUUUAAUACUCUAACCUAUUCAAAAUGGAAUACUUUGAAACAUAUUUCGGAAGACAAAAGCAUUUUAUUCCUUAUAAAUUGUUAAUCCAUGACUAUUUCAUUCGAGCACUGAAGGCAAACAAAAUAAAUAGAAAAAAAAAGUUUUCGAAAAAAAUGUUCUACAAAACUAAGUUAGUAUUUACUGGACUUUUUAUCGAACUCUACCCACGAAAGAAAACAGAUUUACCAAGCCAAUUCUAAAAUGUAUUAUUUAAAACAAAGGAAAAGUAUUGAGACUAUAAUGCAACUAUGUUUUCUUAUGAAAAUUUAGUGCUAGUUAUUAUUAAAUCAACUCAAACGACAAGAUAAUAGUAAAAUCAAGAGCAAACAAAUAUGUAUGUAAAUAAUCUAUUACUCUUUAUAAGAAAAGACAUACCUUUACCUUAUACGAAAAAAGAUGUAUUUUAAAAAAUCGGACAUUUAACUAAAUCUUUUUGACUUUUUAAAUAGCAGAAGCACUAAAAAUUACAGAUUGACACGCAAUUUGAAUGAAUAAUUUUGGUACCCACACAAAAACUACACCCCACCACAUAACUUUUAAGACACGAAAUAAUAAUACAUUUACAUAUGCCAACAUAUGAACACCGAAAUAACACGUUUAGCACGAAGUGUUGUGUAGAGGAGGUUUGAUGGGCUCUUGCAUUAAAUAAUAUAAAAUUUCAUUAUUAUAAAUAUAGUAAGCCUAGAAAUGAAUUAUAAAAAAAAUACCUGUAAAGAACACUGAAUUGUGUGCUCCAAAUGCAAUUGCUUCAGUUACUUUUCAAGAAGCAUUUUUGCUUGUUGUAUUUUAUAUCUUUUUGUUUAAGUUAUCUAUAAAUUGAGUAGUCUUAUAUAAAUGUAUAAAUAUUUUUAUAUACGAAAUUCAAAUUAUUGUAUAUUUCUGUCCUUAAAAAAGAUUAUUUUAUUUUAGUAAUAACAUUUUGAAUAAUAUUUCUUUAUUUAAAAUUUAAGAAAAAUGUAUUUUGGGCAACAAAAAGUUAUGAGUUGUUGAUUUCUAUUUAAUUUAUUUUUUGUUAUUUUUAAUAUACUUCUACGAAAUAUUUUUCGAAUGA